Messenger RNA from Papaver somniferum (opium poppy), 996 nucleotides. Its product is annotated as DNA damage-repair/toleration protein DRT100-like. The record is from RefSeq and is a predicted model, not a curated record. The transcript has 2 exons. Lineage: Eukaryota; Viridiplantae; Streptophyta; Magnoliopsida; Ranunculales; Papaveraceae. The coding region runs from base 22 to 456 and encodes 144 amino acids.
UCUACCUCGUUUCUUCUUUCUAUGUCUCCAAUGGGGUUCACUGGUAACAUAAGAAAAUCCAGUUCAAUUUUUCUCUUAAUCUGUUUUUCAUUUUCUUCAUUUCAAACAACAAAAGCAUGUCAUGAAACUGAUCAAGCAGCUCUGCUUGACUUCAAGAGCAAGAUCAUUGAUGAUGGUCCAUAUAAACGAUUAGGAACUUGGAGUAAAGACGGCGAUUGUUGUACCCAUUGGGAUGGUGUUGCUUGUGAUCAUUCAAAUGGUCGAGUCAUACAUGUAAUUCGUCCUGGCUUGUUUUCCAGACCUGAUGGCGUAUUAGAUAUUGGGUAUAUGAUCGGAACAAUUUCUCCAUCUUUGGGUAAUCUCAAGUUUCUUCAAAUUCUUAACCUUAAUCACCUGAAGAAACUAAAUGGAUCAAUUCCUUCGGAACUUGGUAACAAAUUGAAGGCUGACCGGUAGGUUACCGUCAUUGAUCGGAAAGAUACCACUCCAAAUCUUAUUCCUGGAGAACAACAUGUUGACAGGAGAAUUACCUGUCAGUAUCGGUAAUCUCACAAAUCUGGUGCUCUUGAAAUUACAAAACAACCGUCUUACGGGUAAAGUUCCUUCUAGUUUUGGCAAUCUUAAAAAUCUGACAGAACUUGAUCUCUCACGUAACGCGUUUUCCGGAGAAUUGUCGACAUGGAUAGGAGACUUGACAAGGCUGAAUUCCCUCGAGAUAUCCUACAAUUGUUUCCAGUCAGUUAUACCUUCAGGUCUCAUAAAUUUGAAGAGCCUUAUUGGACAUUUGAAUGUGUCGCAUAACAAGUUGACAGGGAAAAUUCCUCUUCAUCGUUUUCCAUAUCCUGCCUCUUCUUUUGUGGGCAACCCUGGUCUAUGCGAUUACCCACUUCCUCCUUGUCAUGCUACUGCAUAAUAAUAUAAUUGCAGGAAUAGCUUCCCCGUUAUGUGAAGCUUCCAUAUGUAUUACAAUUUACAAGCAAUUAAUAAAUAAAAAAA